UUCUACGUUUAAAAUCCUAUACACUUUCGCGCUUGCUCUGUUUCUCUUGCAGCUACAGUGCAUUUGUUGUCUCGUUUACUAUGCCUUAAUAUUUUUUGGGGUUAUACCUUAAACGUCGGAACUCAGAACGAGGGAAGCGCAUGAAUUUUGCUGUUGCAAAGAAACUAGAUUUAUUUCUCAGCAUUACCACAACAUUAUUAUGAAAUUGCGUUGUUAAUUUAUUGUUUAGUGUAUUUUCAUCAAAAUGUCUAGUAAAUUUAACCAGAGUUCUAAUAUUACAGCUCAAAAUCAGCUUAUACAAUGGAUAAACGAAGCUGGUAUGGCAGAAGGAACCAAGAAGACAAACCUAUUGAGAAAAACUGUAGAAUUGUUACUGCAUUCUGCUUCACAAAUGCUGCCUGUUUACAUAGAAAACAUUCUAAGCUACGUUAGUGAUAAGUCUAACGAUAUCAAAAAACUUGUGGUUAAUUUUAUUGAAGAGAUAAGUAAACUUCACCCUCAAUAUCUACCCAAAGUGAUUGCACACUUAAGGCUUUUCAUUUCGGACACAGUGGUGGCUGUCCAAAAGCGAGCGAUACAAGCUGCCAGUAUCGUGUAUAGAAACACCCUACUGUGGAUAUGCAAAGAGACUGCAGAUCUGCCUGAGAUGCAGCUUGUGUGGGAAAAUCUCACACAGUUAAAGCUUAUGGUUCUCAACAUGAUUGAUAGCGACAAUGAGGGCAUUCGUACGCACUCCAUUAAGUUCUUAGAAGAAGUGGUGCUUCUACAGAGCCAUAGCGAGGGCUCUUCUGAUAAUGAGUUCAGUUUGGACGAUCUGCCGUCUCACUUGCCCUUCAUCAAUAGGCGAGCGCUAGAAGAAGAAUCUGAGCACAUUUUUAAAUUGCUUGUUAAAUUCCACAAUUCCCAACACAUUUCUAGUGUAAACUUGAUGGCUUGUAUGACCACACUCUGCCUUCUGGCCAAGUUCAGACCCAAGUUUAUGCCACGAGUCGUACAGGCUCUGGGUGACCUGCACACCACUUUGCCACCGACUUUGUCACAAUCACAAGUAAAUUCAGUCAGAAAACACCUGAAAAUGUUGCUUAUAAACUUGAUAAAACACCCCUCGUCGAACGAAAUGAUGCCACAGCUCACGCAACUCCUGAUUGACAUUGGCAUGACCACGCAAGAAAUUCAUAAAGCGAUACCGAAAGAGAGGAGAAAUAAACGAGUUGGCGAAAUAAAGACCGGCGAUGCUCCUUCAAAGAGAUUUAGAGUUGAUUCACCACAAAGCAAUAGCCAAGGGAGUGAUAGUAACAGUCGCAGCGAUUUCACGAUGUUCGAGGAUGACAGUAGUCAAAGUACUCCCAAACCCACCGUUACUGAAGACAGCAUUCUGGAUGGUCUAAAUAAUGUAGAAAAUGUCGUAGGGCUCGUCACAUCAACAUUGGUCAAUUGCCUUCCAACAGAAAUGCCGGCUAAUUUCAUCAAUAUAUACAAACCUAUUCCGAACUCGGGCAGCAAAGCGCAGAAGAAGAAUUUGGCGAAAAUGAUUUUAGGUCUGAUCAAGGAUGAACCUGUGGUGCCAGCACCGAUUACACAACCGCCCCAAUCGAUUCCGCUACCAACCCAAUCGAUUCCGCAACCAGUCCCACAACCAAUACAACCCGUUUCGCAACCAUCUUUCUCCGAUCUUGCGGCUAAAAUACCUUUGCUACGUGACGAUGACGAAAAAAUGACCCUGAAGAAUGCUGUGGCAAAAUUACAAGAAUCCACAAAAGCCGACAGACAAGUCGAGAGUGCCGUGUCUAAACUGAUGGAAGAAACGAGACAAGAACAUCUCAAAGAAGAGGAGAGAAAAGCGAAAGAUAAGGAGAAGCCGGUGCCACCUCCAACUCCUACAGUCCCCAAAUUGAAACAAAAGGUCAAAUUGCUCAAACUCCAAGAGAUAACACGUCCGAUACCCAAAGAGAUAAAGGAAAGAUUAUUGAUACAAGCAGUGAAUCGUAUCCUUAAAGCCGAAAAGGAAAGUGCGAUCGGUGGCGUCUCUCAAAUCAGGUCUAAGUUUAUAACGAUAUUUGCGUCAAGUUACACUCCAGAGAUAAGGGAAUUGGUGCUGAAUUACAUUCUGGAGGACCCGCUGGGUAGGAACGAAUUGGCUCUAUCUUGGUUGUACGAAGAGUAUGCCUUUAUGCAGGGAUUCAAUCGGCAUCCUGUUACGUUACAACCGAAGUUACACGAGAAACACGAUCAGAAUUACAAUCAGCUGCUUUGUGCGUUGAUAACGCAGAUUUGCGAGAGGGGCGAGCCCAUUGUGGAGAAUGCUAGGGAUAUUUUGCUGCGGAAAAUAUAUUCGGAGGCGCCAGUGGUGACUGAGGAAGCUGUGGAUUAUCUUAAACAUCUGGUUACGGAAGAAAAAGUCGCGUUCCUUGCGCUGGAUAUAUUGGAAGAGCUGUGUCUGAUGAGGCCGCCUCGUGCUCAUAAAUAUGUGGCGUCGCUAGUAUGUCACGUCUUGAACGAAAACGAAGAAAUACGUGACACCACCACUAAAUCUAUACUGAAAAUAUACAAAGAGGGCACCGAUUCAGUAAGGAAAGUGAUUGAGAAGCAUGCUAACUUGUACCUCGGGUUCAUAUCAUUGUCUAGUCCGCCUCAAGAGUUGUUUAAUACUAGACACAUGAUGCGGGUGCCUUGGAACGAUGAACUGUUUAAGCUGUGUCUGAAUUUGGUUAUGGCUUUGUUCCCGUUGAACGAAGAGUUAAUAUUGGAAGUGGGUCGCGUAUACGGUUGCGCCGGGUCGGACGCCAAGCGCGUAGUGCUCCGCUGCAUCGAGGCGCCCGUGCGCGCGGUCAUUGACCCCGCGCCGCAGCAGCUACGCGCGGUCAUUGACCCCGCGCCGCAGCAGCUACGCCCCGCCUUCCGGACCUUACUGCAGCACUGUCCCAGGGGCGCCGAGACAUUACUCACUAGGCUCGUGCAUAUAUUCACUGAGAGAGCGCCCCCGUCUGAAGAAUUGGUGUCCCGCGUACGUGAACUGUACGCUACAAGAGUGUCCGAUGUCAGAUUCCUCAUACCGGUGCUUACAGGGCUUAGCAAAAAGGAGAUCUUAGCCGCCUUACCGAAACUCAUUAAGCUGAACCCUGUGGUGGUGAAGGAGGUAUUCAACAAACUUCUGGGUUUGCAAAACCCCAACGAGGAAUCACCGAUUUCUCCAGUAGAAUUGAUGAUAGCCCUUCACUUAAUAGACCCGAGCACCGCCGACCUGAAAUACAUAAUUAAAGCGACUGCACUUUGUUUCGGAGAGAAAAAUACUUACACACAGGACGUACUAUCAGCAGUCCUUCAGCGUUUGGCGGAAGAACAGGAGAUUCCUGUAUUGAUGCUGAGAACUGUUCUUCAGGCGCUCACAUUGUACCCUGCGCUUGCGCCGCUCGUUCUUAAUGUAUUACAACUGUUGAUAGACAAGGAGGUGUGGUUGAACAAAGUAGCAUGGGAAGGCUGGGUGAAGUGCUGCGAACGCCUCCUGCCCUCGUCUGGCUUCCUGCUGGGGUCGCUGCCCGCGCGGGCGCUGACCCCCGCCGCCCUGCCCGGCUCGCUGCAGCGUGCCCUGCAUGCACAUGUCAACUCGCUGCCCUCGAGGGAGAGGGGUAGUUUACCACCACAUGUUAUCGCUGCUGCUCAGGAACCACAACCGCAGUCUCAAUACCCCCCCUCCUCAGCGCCGGUGGAGCCCCUCCCCCCCGGCAUGGACUGACGCCCGUGUGUUGUCUCGCUCACACCUGCCGACUGCGACUGAGACGAAACACUACCCGAGUGUCGUCGAACGUUCGGGGAAUACAUUAGCUUAUAAAUUAUUAUGAAAUGAAAAUAAACGUUUAUAAGAAAUUGACUAAUUAUAUUAAAGCUGUUUUGAAUGGUUUUCAAUUGGUUUCAUCUACACCCAUGCUUUUUAACUGCUAUUAAGAUUUGUUAAAUUUUGUAACAGAUAGCUUAUUGUCAAUAUUAUAAGAAUCAAUUGUCCUAAUUAAAAAAAUAUAUAACACCAACACCAUAACGUUUAAAAAAAAACAUUUUUUAAUAAAUUUCAUAAUAAUACUUUUUAAAUCCCUUCCUCGCCAAGAGUUUGCUCUUCAGAGAGCCAAAAUUUUCACUGCUGGAUUCGUGUUAUUAUAAAUUUCAAAAAAUAAGUUUCCAUCCCUUUUAAGUUCUUAGAACGCCCCAUGGUUUCAGAAUCAUUCAAAAGAUCAGAAAUUAUCAAUGUACUUAGUACAGAGAAAAAGAGGUAUAAAAUGGUACAUCAAAGUUUUUAGACGAUUACUUAAAAUCACAGUUUUAAAUUCAUACGUAAGCUUGGACCAUUGCCCAGACCACAGAGAUCACCAAAGAACACACGUCAAAGCAGGAGUGGUAUAAAAGAUGACGGUGUGCUCGAUGCAAUACCAAAAAAAACUGUCCUGAACUGGAUAUUGUAUGGUCACAAUGCCAAGUAUUUCUUUGUGUUGGCUCAUGUUAGAAAAAGCAUCAUAAUAUAGAGCAAUUGUAGUAUAUUCAUAUAUUAUUGUUUAAAUUUAUUUAUAUUGUGUUAUUAAAGUAUGUAAGUAUUAUUCAAAUGUAAACGGUAUAUACAGGGUGUAAAAAAACCUAUGACAAAGACUUAAACUACGCAUUCUGUACACCCAAACAAGUCAUAUUACAAAAUAUUAUACGUGGGAAAAAAUUGUAUUUUUAAGUUAAAAAACAUACUUUUUUUUCCGGUACGCAACGUAUAGCGCUGCGCGCUACUCAAAGAAUGUGCCUGUGUGUAUGUGUGUAAGUGCGUCUAUAAAAAUCUUGAAAAAAAUAUUUUGGCUACCUUCAAUAUCUCCAUAACCAUAAAUUUCCCAAGUUUGGUCCAGAAGAAAAGAAUGAUCGUCAUGAUGUGGAAAAUACGUGGCCUUCGACUUCGUUAUCGGUUUUUUUACACCCUGUAUAUAUAUAGAAUUUAAAACUGUGAUUUUAGUAUAUAUACUUAGAUAGUCAAACUAUUGGAGACUGAAUGUUAUGAAAAUUACAUUUCUUACGCCGAAGAAAAAAUAAACACAUGUCCGCGGUACUUUUAUACAUAUACCAAAUCAAUGCGUCGUGUAAACGAUUUGCCUCCGUGUAUGUCUUAUAAUAAUAUAAGACAUAAAAUAGACAUAAAUAAGAGCUCAGGUACUGACAAUAUCCACCCUUUUUUCAUAUCACAAUUAGCAAAGGAGCUUUCUGUCCCGUUGACCCUUAUAUAUAACAAGUCACUCUCCGAAGGUUGUUUUCCAGACAUUUGGAAGCGAGCUUUAAUAACACCCAUUUUUAAGGGAGGUGAUAAACAUGAUGUGCGGCAGUACCGGCCCAUAUCCAAGCUCUGUAUAAUGGGAAAAAUAUUUGAAAAGCUCGUUACAUAUUUUUUGACUUGGCAAACAAAACAACUUAUUUCUUCUCAGCAACAUGGGUUUAUCAGUGGUCGUAGUGUGGAGACCAAUCUAAUUACAUAUACGGAUCUUAUUAUAAAUGCUUUGGAUUCUGGACAUCAGGUGGACGCCGUGUAUACCGAUUUUUCAAAGGCUUUUGAUAAAAUAAAUCAUGAUUUGUUAUUAGAAAAAAUAUAUGCAAUCGGUAUACGCGGCGACCUCUGGCGGUGGGUGAAAUCGUAUAUCUCAAAUCGGAGUCAGGCAGUAGAUUUACGGGGAUAUCAGUCUGGAUUUCUUAAUAUACCAUCGGGCAUUCCUCAAGGGUCGCAUUUGGGACCAUAUCUUUUUACUCUGUACGUAAAUGACGUUAAAGAUUGUUUUGUAAAUUCACACCAUCUGCUCUAUGCUGAUGACACUAAAAUUUUUAAAGUAAUUACCUCUCUUAAUGACUGUUGUGAGCUGCAAAAUGAUCUUAGUAGAUUUCAAGAUUACUGUUCAAGAAAUCAGCUUUUCUUAAACACUGAUAAAUGCUAUACUAUUACAUUUACCCGUAAGCAUCAUCCGAUUGUUUGUGACUAUAACUUCUUUGGAAGCACUAUAAAAAGAGUCUCCUUCAUACGUGACCUUGGUGUAACUCUGGACUCCAAACUUCACUUCAAUACUCAUAUUGAUAAUAUAGUAUCACGUGCUUUUAAACAACUUGGUUUAAUAAAUCGUUUAGGGAAACCGUUCAAAAAUACAAAAACUUUAAUAACUUUAUUUAACACUUACGUACGCAGUAUUUUAUAGUUUGCUAGUGUGGUUUGGAACCCACAGUAUGCUGUUCACGUUGAUCGCAUCGAAAAAGUACAAAAUAAGUUUUUAAAAUUAUUAAGCUAUCGUGAUGAACAUAUUUUAAACGAUUACAGGACUUGUGCCUCAAAAUAUAACAUAACCCCAUUACAAAUUAGACGUACUUUUUUGGACACUAUGGUAUUAUAUAAAAUAGUUAAUUGCCGAAUUGAUUGCACUAAUUUGUUAGAUAAAAUCCACCUUAAGGUUCCUCGUCCCUCCUCACGGUCUAAGAGUACAUUUUAUGUCCCGCCAUAUCGCACAAAUUACACAAAAAACUCUUAUUUGAGGCGAUCACUUGAUUUUUUAUAACAAAAACCUGACCAAUAUUGACAUUUUUUCAAGUACUUAUAAUAAUUACAGAAAACUGGUUCGCGAGAUGUUGUACUAGUAGAUUGUAAAGAUUUUGAAACAUUUUGUAAUAAGUAACUAAGAAGUUUCUCAUAGACUCAAUUUGUUUAAACAUAAUAUUAAUUUAAGUUAUGGUACUAUAGGUCUAGUCAUACAUUAUUUAAUUUAAGCAAAUAUUACUGUUAGAGACCGUUUGUUACCUAAAUAAAUAAAAUAAAAUAAAAUAAAAAAAUAAAAUAUAUAUAUUUCAGUUAGCCAAGCAGCGCUCAGCGACAUUAAAGAGAAUUCAUAUCAUGGGUGUAGAUAGUCUUGUAUGCAACUGUUAGAACCAGGUAAUAAAACACUUAUCUGCUCAGUUUUGAAUUUCAAUUGGACGCUCUUGGAAUGCUCAGUACAUUUAAUUUCAAUACAUAUUGUUUGCUCAACACAUUUUUUCAUGUCUAUGGGUUUGAGGAGAGAAUCGAAACCUGAUGACAUGAUUCUCUCUUUAAAUAUGUUAAUUUUUAAACAUUACAUUUAAUCUUAACAUCAAGGGAAAAAUUGCCAGUUAUUUACGGGUCCAUCUAGGCAUUUGUUCCGAUAUAACUUAGGCUGAUUGCGACAAAAGCUAAUAUCUUCCCCAAAUGUCAAAUGAAAGCUUGACGACAAGGGUCCUGUAUUCAUUGUGAUUAUUUAUAUAAUGCUGGCAUUGAUAGAUGGAAGUUAAUGUUAUACAUAUAUUCGGCUUUGUUGAAUAAUUUUAAUGAUACCUAUUAAAUAGAUUGUAAGCUUUUGAAAAUUCAUUUUUUUUCUAUGAACGUAUUAAUAAUAACGUACGUUUGGCUAAUAUUGAACUUUAAUGACAUAUUAAUAAAAUCAAUGUUCUUAGUGCAUCCAAUGUACAAAUUUGUAAAACCAUCAAUCCUAUAGUCUCUUAUAUAAGCUAAUUACUUAAUAUGGCCUUGAAAUACUUUUUCAACACAUUUGCUCAAAAAGUGAAUUUACGGAGGUUGUAUACAUUGUUCGAAAGUUUAAAAUUACGGGUCAUACAACGGAGCGUGCGGUAAAACGUUUUACCGCACGCUUCCAUACAUGGGGCCGUGCUUAUCCUUUACGGUUUUAAUUUUUAUUUCAGUCGAACCUCGUUGGAAACACUUUUAAUCUAUCCUUUUCUAUCUCUACCUUUGUUUCAAAGAAAAGGAGACAAAAGAUGUAGUUCUAGGUUUCACCACCCGCACGUGUCGCCAUUCUGAAAUGCGCGCCAUUUUCUUAUUAGAAAAAGUUUGCUUCAUUUUGUUUUUAUAGCGAGGUAGGCGAAUGACUCUACCCCACCUGAUGUUAAGUGGUGAUAAAGUCCAAACGCGAAGAUACAGCAGUUACAGCACAGCCUGGUACAGCAGUUAUAAACUGCAACACCAACCAUCCUCACCUUGCCGGCCUGCAAAAAUGCUUCUUCACGCCUCUCUUAAAGGGCCCCAGAUGGCCAUUAAGGGAGCCAACAUGUGCGCGGGUAAAGAAUUCCACUUACGAAUAGUAUGACAAAGAAAUAAGUAUCAUUACUUAAAUUAGGUAUAGGU
Messenger RNA from Chilo suppressalis (striped riceborer), 8146 nucleotides. The record is from the annotation of a GenBank genome assembly. Lineage: Eukaryota; Metazoa; Arthropoda; Insecta; Lepidoptera; Crambidae.